GUGUGUGUAUAAUAAUCAAUCAAUUCCCCAUUGAUACGGGGUCCAUAGUGUGUACAAUGUUGAAGACGCAGUUGUAGGACUUCUGCUUCAGGCACCUGCAGGCCCUGAGUUACUUUGAGAGUGAAAUAUUUUCCCUGGACACAUUUCAAACUUUAGGGGAGGAAGAGAGAAAGUAAGAGAGAGAAAGAGAGGGAGAGAGAGAGGGAGAGGGAGGAAGAGAGAGAGGGGGAGGCAGCAGUAUUACGCCAUUCUUGCCUCUCUUUGGAAAAAGUGGGAUUUAAAGAAGUUUCUUGAAGGGACUGUGAGCAGAAUGGAGCCGUGGAGCCGCUUCUCCUCAUUAACCUCCAGCUCUCUGCUCUGUGCGCCACUGGAACUGAGCAGCAGCGACAGCAGAACUAUGAUUUUCUCAGAUUAUGUAUGGAAGGUUAAACGUGUACACAUUUUGUUUUUUCAGAUUACACAUGUGAGAGGAGCGUCACAUUUCUGCCUUUAUGUCCAUGCUCCAUGAUCCAGACGUGGGCAGAGCGCACACGGGUCUGAGAAGAUGUCAAGAACUUUUAAUCUUCUUCUCAUUUUUCUUCUUCAGCGCACAGCUCUAGAAUUUCUGUGACUUGACUCUUUUACAAUGACGGUUUGGUUAAAGAGUUCAGGGUUUUAGGAUGAAAGUUGUGACGCGUCUCUGCCUCCUGCUGAGCUGUUGGACUCUGCUUUACUUGCAGCCCAUUCUCGGUUCACUUAGCCGGACUAAACCGACUGAUCAGAACCAGAGACACCGGCUUGGAGAGGCAGUGUCAGAGAUCAAGACAGGAACCGCUGGGUCCAUACCAACAGCGAGAAGACAAACGGGAGCCAACGUUGGCACACGGAAACCGUCGCCGGUGACUACUUCGAGAAUCUCGAAUAUCCGUGCAGGGUCUGCGAUUGUCAAGACCGAGAACUCGGUGCCUAAAGGCGCAGGUGCCUCUUUGGCAUCAGCCUCAUCCUCCCCCUCUUCCUCUGCGCUGCUCAGCGGAGUGGUGCCAGUCAAUCAACGCCGGAACGGGACUGCCAGCCUGGCGCGCAAAGAGCCUGUGCGCUCCUGGGAGGCUCGAGCGAAAGCGCAAGCUCCCGUCGCUCUUAACGCGCCCGCCGAUGUGAAAUGGGCCAAAACCACAUCUAAAGGAACUGAAGGCGGCGGAGGAUCAACGGGGAGGCAUUUGGGAAAAGCUAACCCCACUGUAGUGAGACCUGUAGCGGCGACUGCAGCAGCGCGCAACGGACAUCUCCAAAGAGGAAACUUUGCGCAAAAACAGCAACAGCAGAAGCAGCAACAGCAACAAAGACAGCAACUGCAGAAGCAGCAAAAACAGAAGCAACAACAGCUGCAACAACAACAGGAAGAACAGCAGCAGCAGCAGCAGCCACAGCACAUAAACGCAGCUCCGGUGGCGCAGCAGCGGGGACCGAGCUACAAAAGCUCAGAAAUAAAUGACCGAGAGGCGGCCAAUCACAAACAGCCGCUCGUGAUUCCUCAUGACUACAUGCUGUCUCUUUACUGGUCUCUGAGCAGCGGACCGCACAACCGCAGCGCCCUGAGUGAAGCGGGUCUGGCCAACACCAUCACGAGCUUCGUCGAUAAAGGACAAGAUGAGCGCGGGACCCAGCUGAGACGGCAAAGGUAUCACUUCAACAUCAGCUCUCUAGAAAGAGACGGGCUGCUGGGGGCUGAGCUUCACAUCUUAAGGAAGCGCCUGUCGGACCCUCGCAGAACCUCAGUGGGAUCUAUCAUUGGUGAUCGAGGCGUAGGGGGUGGAGAAGGUGGUGGAGGAAGCUCGUCCCCUUGCCUAAAGUUGUACACUUGUGCUUCAGGUAAACAAAAGGCUACUCUUCUUCAGACAAAGCCCACUGAGGAUCUAAUCGGUGGAUUCAACAGCAGAUGGGAAGUGUUUGACAUAUGGAAAGUCUUCAAGGCUUCAAAAAACUACCAGCAGCAGCUGUGCUUUGAACUAGAGGCCCUGGAGCACCGGGGCGGUCGAACCAUAGACCUGCGUACUCUAGGCUUUGCCCGGCUGGGCAGGACCAACAAGGAGAAGGCAUUCUUUGUGGCGUUUGGAAAAAGCAAAAAGCGUGACCUUUUCUACAAUGAGAUCAAAGCAAGGUCGGGCCACGACAACAAAACGGUCUACGAGUACCUGUUCACUCAGAGAAGAAUGCGGAGAGCUCCUGCGAUGAGAGGAGCGAAGAAGCCUCCACAGCAGCAGCAGCAGCAGCAGCAUUCAUCGCCGUCACAGGUUGUGCCCCAGCUCCAGGGGGUGAAGACACGGCCGCGUUGCAAUCGGAAACACCUUCAUGUUAACUUCAAAGAGAUGGGCUGGGAUGACUGGAUCAUUGCACCUCUGGAAUAUGACGCAUAUCACUGCGAUGGUGCCUGUGACUUUCCCAUUCGCUCCCACCUGGAGCCAACCAACCAUGCAAUCAUUCAGACCCUGAUCAACUCCAUGGAUCCUGAGUCGGCGCCGUCCACCUGCUGCGUCCCCACACGACUCACACCAAUCAGCAUCCUCUACAUUGACUCGUCCAAUAACGUUGUCUACAAGCAGUAUGAAGACAUGGUGGUGGAGGCGUGCGGCUGUAGGUAGCGAAGGAACACAACAUAUUGAGUCUCAGUUCACAUGGUGGGUGGCCUUUCAGGUGUCACUCUGUCUGCUAAUGGAGGACUUCCCUGUAGGAACAUCCUUGUAGCAUAUUUUAUGAACAUGUGUACUGUUUGUGGUGAAGCUAAGCUAAUAUAUUUGAAAGCAUUUCUGCUGUUAGUUUCCAACAUUAACAACUGUCUUGAGCACACACAAAAAUGGACACAAUCAUCUAUUACCAGGUAAAUAUCUGAAAUCAAUAGUCCACAGACGUCCUCUGAAAACAGGUUUAUGUCAGAUACAAAACCUAAAAACUGGCAAUUGAGAAUAUAACCAUCAAAUCCAUUGGAGCCCCCCUCCUGCAAUGGCACUGCACCCCCUCCAGGGGGCAUGCCCCCCACUUUGGGAACCUCUGAGAUAAGGUUGGAUGAUUAUGUGGUGGAAACUGUACCAUCUGCUUGAGCAUUGACUUUUUUUAUGUAAAUGUUGUGUCAUUUGGAUGUGAUGCAGCGAGAAGAGGAAGUUAUUUUGGCCAUAGAUGAGCUCACUGAGAGCAACAGACGUGACUUCUCAGUGUGAAGGGAGCUUUGAGGCUGCAUACCAAAGACUGUUAAAGACUAAACAGAAGAGAUAAAGUUGUGAUAGUGACACUGCACAACUCCCACUCUCCUAAAGGUGUGUAUUACGUUGUUGUUGUUGGAGCUGAUGACCACGAAAGAUGAAGAUGGGGCCAAAAACCUAGAGAUAUGCUGAGUUACUGAUCUGUUGUAUUUCUUUUUGUCCUCCUUAAACUUGUAUCUGUUGUGAGCCUGCAUACUGACUGGUGUAAAAAGUCUAGAAAUAUGAAUGAGUUUGAGUAAAAUAGAGAGACGAAUCUUCCAUUUCAUACCCAAGACUUUUCUUGUAAAGCAUUUGAAGAAUGUGUGAUGUGUAAAUAAUGUGCUGAAGUGCUGAUCUGACCUCCUCCAAAUGUGGGAAACAUUGCUUUUUCUACUUCCCAAUCAAAGACAAAAAGGUCUGAUUGUCUGGGUUCCAAACUGCUUUCAGUCCCAAAGUUUACUUGGCAGGAUUCACAGUCUCAACUAUUCCAUGGAAAUUAUUCGUUUUUCAGAUGUUUAAUUCAACAAUGACUGUUUGGUCUAAUGUAGUUGUGUAAAUAAAGGGUCUGUGGUUAUUCAAGAAAGAAAACAUGUACUGUGUUUUAUGUUAUGUAUCAAAUUUCACAUCCAAAAAUGACAUACAUUUAUUUAAAUCAUUUAUGCCCUGUGAUGCCAGCACAUAAUUAACUUCAUCUCUUUUCAAUUAGGGCAGAUUAAAUUGAUGAAAUAAUCAUGGACACAAAUAUUAUUUUUGUACAUUUUGCUCAGCAGUUAGCAGUUGGCAAGGUGGAAGUACAUUUCUGUGACUGUCGAGAUAAUCGUCAAAGUUCAUUUUCAAGUUGUGUUGUUAACCUGCUUCUCGUCCCAAAAAUCAAUACAAACAGAAACCAGCAGCACAACUUGGACAGGGUCCCUAACACAUUCACAGAGAAUCAGAGUCUUGUUUCUCCUUUUGUCAUGUCUGUCUGUGUCUCCCCGGGAAAUCAGUUCAUCACACUCACCUGUGUCCUGUUCAUUAGCUCUCAUUCCUCACACCUGGAUAUAAAAUCUAAACAUCUGUCCCUCACUUGUGGUCCUCUGUUCUGUUCACUCUUUGACUUCCUUGUC
Cynoglossus semilaevis (tongue sole) is the source of this 4318-nucleotide messenger RNA. It is a transcript of the gene gdf5, whose product is annotated as growth differentiation factor 5. Lineage: Eukaryota; Metazoa; Chordata; Actinopteri; Pleuronectiformes; Cynoglossidae. The record is from RefSeq and is a predicted model, not a curated record. Gene Ontology annotation, molecular function: growth factor activity; cytokine activity. The coding region runs from base 660 to 2618 and encodes 652 amino acids. The transcript is spliced from 2 exons. Gene Ontology annotation, cellular component: extracellular region.